Messenger RNA from Rhodamnia argentea, 1305 nucleotides. RefSeq lists its product as uncharacterized. NCBI's taxonomy places the organism in Eukaryota, Viridiplantae, Streptophyta, Magnoliopsida, Myrtales, Myrtaceae. The transcript is spliced from 5 exons. The coding region runs from base 1 to 1305 and encodes 434 amino acids. The record is from RefSeq and is a predicted model, not a curated record.
AUGGCAACUCUUAAGGAAGACUUCGAGAAGUUGCUGGAGCAAAAGCUUGAUAAAUUGAAAUCUAAAGUCCUGCCAAGAGCGGUGGUCAAUGAGACCUAUCGAUCCUUGUUUGAAGCCGUAUUGAAAGGUGAUUGGAAAGCUAUGGCGAAAAUUCUCGAUGAAGACGGCACCGCGACGACGGCCAAAGUCAUGACCAUCGGAAGUAAUCACUUUGCCGUGCUCGAAGUCGCGACUAUGGCCGCACAAGAUGAGCUGGUCGAGAACCUGGUCCAGCGCUUCCCCGGGUGCUGCAAAGAUGUCAAUCGCAGCAGGGCCCUCUGUUAUGCCGCCCGAGGGGGAAGAAUAAGGAUAGUAAAGGCAUUAGUAGACAAAGUUAACGAUAAACCCGAAAUCAUCGCCGACGCUUUGCAGUUCGUUCUCAAAUUCCCUCCACUGCAAAAUGAGGUUAUUUGGUACCUGGCCAGGCGUACGACAUCUCCGCCGACCGGAACUCUCAUGGUCGGCCUCAUCUUCGCCGGCCAUUUGGACGUGCUCUUGUACUUAGCUGGCAAGUACCCUGGCCAUUUGGGAAGUAUUGAGGUGAGGAGCUUUUUGGAAUUCCUGGUGCUAAUGAACCGUUACUUCCGCAGCGGAGCUAGACUCAAUUUCUGGGAAAAAUCCAUUUACAAAUGUAUCCCUCAAUGCUUGGUCGAUACAUCACUUGACAACUUCAAGGACGCGAAUAUGGAUCGAGCACCUUUCAUCGAAAGGUGUCGAAAACUGAAGUUGAGGCACAAUUGCUCGCUUGAGCUUGCAAAACGAGCUCUUGCCGAGAUGAAGAGUAAUAUGGGAGCUCCCAAAAUGCUCGAAGGUCUAUUGACUUCAGGCAUUGUCCUCGAUGCCGCAUCGCGUGGAGUCUUUGAAAUCGUCGAUUUAUGUCUUAAACAUUAUCCGGAGUUGAUGUGGGAUGACACUUUCGCAAAAGAACUGAUAAAAACAGUUGUGAAGGGACGGCAUGUUGAGCUGUUUAGACUGGUGAAUGCGCACACCCCCAUUCGAUCUUUGUUGGAUAGUCUUUCGAUGAACGUUGACCUAAUGGACGCUGUGAUCGAAUGGUCAUCAAAAUGUGUAUCCCCUGAUGUCUCUGGAGCUGCUUUUGUUAUGCAGAGGGAACUUCAGUGGUUUCAAGUCAGUCCUCUUUGUUUAUUUCCCUUCCUUUUACGCUCUUUAAUCAGCAUUUACACUGCUAAAGUCUAUUAUUUCUCUGAAGGUAGUGGAAGUCAGCAGCUUUCCUUCUUUGAAAUGGCUGAAAGUUCUAGAAGAUAG